CCGACACUGAACUGUAACACGCCUCUUUCCUUUCUUUCCUACAUACCAUAAUGGCGGCCGUUGCUAAGAAGGAACCCAAAAUCAAGCGCGACCCGGCGAAGAACCCAAUGCGGGAUUUGCACAUCAGAAAGCUGUGCUUAAACAUCUGUGUUGGUGAAUCCGGUGAUAGGCUGACCCGUGCCGCUAAGGUGUUGGAGCAGCUGACAGGUCAACAGCCUGUGUUCUCCAAGGCCCGCUACACAGUGCGUUCAUUCGGUAUCCGUCGUAAUGAAAAGAUUGCUGUCCACUGCACUGUUCGUGGUGCCAAAGCCGAGGAGAUCUUGGAGCGCGGUCUGAAAGUGCGCGAAUAUGAGUUGAGACGCGAGAACUUCUCCGCCACUGGCAACUUCGGUUUCGGCAUUCAGGAACACAUCGAUUUGGGAAUCAAAUACGAUCCCUCCAUCGGUAUCUAUGGUUUGGACUUCUACGUCGUCUUGGGACGUCCAGGCUACAAUGUGUUGCACAGGAAACGCAAGGCCGGCACUGUUGGUUUCCAGCACCGUCUGACAAAGGAGGAUGCCAUGAAAUGGUUCCAGCAGAAAUACGAUGGUAUCAUUCUGAACACCAAGAAGUAAAAAACAAAGUGCUAAUCGUAUGCAAGUUUUUUAAGAUGAGAAAUUCUAUAAUAAACCUGACUCCUGUCAAAAUGUA
This is a messenger RNA of Drosophila willistoni, 690 nucleotides long. RefSeq names its product 60S ribosomal protein L11 (gene RpL11). Bases 51 to 614 code for a protein of 187 amino acids. The transcript is spliced from 4 exons. Gene Ontology annotation, cellular component: cytosolic large ribosomal subunit; ribosome. Gene Ontology annotation, molecular function: RNA binding; structural constituent of ribosome. Lineage: Eukaryota; Metazoa; Arthropoda; Insecta; Diptera; Drosophilidae. The record is from RefSeq and is a predicted model, not a curated record. Gene Ontology annotation, biological process: translation.